Molecule: messenger RNA, 1464 nt
Organism: Exophiala bonariae
Lineage: Eukaryota; Fungi; Ascomycota; Eurotiomycetes; Chaetothyriales; Herpotrichiellaceae
Exons: 1
Coding region: 1-1464 (487 amino acids)
Biological process (GO): response to heat; response to hydrogen peroxide; response to salt stress
Source: RefSeq, a predicted model, not a curated record
AUGCCGCCAAUCUAUUACCUCAACCCACCACCAAAUCCCUUCUGGGAAUUUGUUGCUGGCCUAGAAGACCAUCCACUGUUUGGCCAACAACGUCGCCCAGUGCCACCAACACCACCGACUCAACCACCUAGACCAAAUGCUCAGGAGCAAACCACUUCCGGCCCAAGUGAGAAGGGCAAGGGCAAGCAAGCCGAAGAGGUUAAUACUGAGGACCCACCAGAGGUCGAUCCAUCCACCCUCGACGGUGAAGGCUCCAGAGAAUUCCCCUUCCGUGGUCGUGGCCGCUUUGGCAACGCCUUUGACAACGACAAACAAGACAAGGAGAAAGACGGCGAUAGUGACGGAGAGAGCUGUCGCAAGCGAGGCGGCCGAGGCUGUCCAGGCAGGCGAGGCUGGCACCGUGGCGGUCCCGGCGGCUAUGGUCCACCACCAUUUGCCUUCGGUCCUCCAUGGGCAAGACAUGGUCAUCCCGGUCCAGGAGACUUCCCUGAAGGCGGUGCACCAUUCAGAGGUGGCCCCUUUGGCGGGCGUGGAUGGGGUCCUCGCGGUAGAGGCGGCCCUCACCACCACCAUCAUCAUGAGCAUCAUGGUCGUCGAGGACAAUCUCCACCAUCCCCUCCCCAGGGUGGCUUCGACCUCGGUGCCUUUCUCAACAAACUCGGUGAACGGCUUGGUGUCGACUUGAGUGCUGCUGCCGAAGGACUCGGGCUCGAGGUCGACCGCUUCAAGGCCGGUCGCACCGGCACAGACGUGGACUUUGAACCCCGCACAGACAUCUUUGACAGCAAGGACAAAUACACUAUCCACCUAUCCCUCCCAGGCGCCAAGAAAUCCGACGUCGGCGUCGACUGGGAUGGCGAGCAAUCUGUCCUCCGCAUUGGUGGCGUGGUCCACCGUCCCGGCAUUGACGAGGAGAUGAUGCGUCAACUGUCUGUUGACGGUCGCAAGCGCGAGACCGGUGUCUUUGAGAAGAACAUCCGUCUCGGCACAAAGAGAGAUCCUGCCAGCAUCGACGUUUCAGGAAUCACAGCCAAAAUGGUUGACGGCGUCCUGGUGAUCGUCGUUCCCAAAGUGGAGAAGAAUUUCGAGAAGAAAGAGGUUCGCGUUGAUGGUUCACCUGAAAUCCCAGUUGAACAACCUGAAGAUGCAUACAUGCACGAAGAUGACCUCCUAUUUGACGCUGAGGAAGGCAGAGAGGAGGAGGCUGUCCUCCCGCACCACCCAACACCCGCCAAGGCAUCUUUCGGCGAAGCGACAUCUCCUACACCCAAGGGAAAACAACAAGAAGUUGAACAAGAACGUGCAAGAUCGGAGACCGUGGAUUUUGAACACCCACAUGAAACGGUUGAGACCUUGCCCAAGUACGAAAAGGAAGAUAGUCACUCGCAUGAGGAGGAGAUGAGUGACUGGGAGAAGCCUGGCUCUGAUGAUGAGGGCGACUAUGUCAAGAUCAAUGUCAACUGA